Molecule: messenger RNA, 1224 nt
Organism: Actinia tenebrosa (Australian red waratah sea anemone)
Lineage: Eukaryota; Metazoa; Cnidaria; Anthozoa; Actiniaria; Actiniidae
Biological process (GO): G protein-coupled receptor signaling pathway
Cellular component (GO): plasma membrane
Molecular function (GO): G protein-coupled receptor activity
Source: RefSeq, a predicted model, not a curated record
UGCCGACAUCAUCAGCAGUGAAAUGGCUGGCAAUAUUGCUGACAAAGACUUGAUCCAAAGUUUGUCGUGGCUUCGAAAAUUGCUUCCACUUUGCAUUUUGAUUGUAGUUGCUAACCUUAUCGCUCUUGCAGUUUUCCUGAAAAGGUCGUUGCUUGUCAAGAAAUCCACCUACCUUCUGGUGAACCUCACCAUCGCUGAUUUGCUCGUUGGAUUUUCGGGCGUUAUAUUAGAAGUUUUAUGGAAAAUAUUUCCAUCUCUUGAAUAUACAUAUAUGCACAUGAUUUACGGGGGUUUUGUUGUGUUUAGCACAUCCAGCUCUAUCCUGACACUAGCUGUUAUUUCUGUAGAGAGAGUAAUUGCAGUGUUUUGGCCGUUUCAUCAUCGUCUUGCAAAACGAUGGCACUUCCUAACUACCAUUGGGUUUGUAUGGCUACUUUCUGUUGUUGCAGGAAUUACAUAUUCGUUUUUUUGCAGAGCGAUUUCGAAUAAACGUUUGAGUGCGGAAGUCAAUUAUUCCAUUAUAUCAGUAGCAUCACUUUCUACAAUACUCGCUUCCUAUCUUUCCAUUUGGAUCAAAAUGACAUUCUUCACCAAGUUUCGUCGCUCCCGAACAAUCCAAGAGAACAGUAAAUUAACCAAAACACUAUUCAUAGUGACUUUGGUUUCACUAGGAACCUGGAUGCCAAGAACAGUAGCAGAUAUUGUCUUGCUUUUAGAAGUAGAUACAAUAGUUUCUAAAAUAGAAGUUUACCAAGUCGUAUACAUUGUAUUUCUUAGUAACUCAUUUCUCAAUCUUGCUGUUUAUUUGUUCAAAAUGCCUGAAUUUACGAAAGAACUCAGAAAUUUAUGCAUCUGCGGUAAAUGUACGUAGUUAGAAAAUAUUAUGCAUUCUACGACACCGAAAAUCAUUAUAGCUUUUACCGAAUAAUUGCUCAGAAGUCCCCCCGCUUUAAAUAAUGGCCCCGUCUUUUUCCGUGAUUUCAUUGUCACUAAAUAACAUCAGAAAGACAUAAAAGAACCAUUGAGGACUUAAAGAAACCCUAAAGUCAAGGAUCAUCUCAGUGUCUACAACUCGUACUAACCACUGCGUGUUCACUCCAAUAUAUAAUUCAUAAAGCCUAAACCAUAACUCGGCAUUAAUAUGCUAGUAACGUAGGUUGUGAAGUUAUAAAUUUCAUAUUAUGUUACUUAAUUUCUUUUGCGCUAAUUUCUGUCUAAAUAUUA